UGCUUCCUUAACAACGGGUUGCCCCUGGCAACAAGAGGACGCGGGCUAGAGAGUUUGUCUCCCGGCGUGUUCCUAGCAUUUGCUUGCGGUCAGAGGCCCCGGCCGAACCAUGUCGGAGAUCCUGUGCCAGUGGCUCAACCAGGAGUUGAAGGUGUCCCGGACCGUGAGCCCCAAGUCAUUUGCAAAGGUGUUUUCCACUGGCUACCUGAUUGGAGAAGUCCUGCACAGGUUCCAACUUCAGGAUGACUUCUCGGAAUUUUCAGAAAGCAGGGUGUCAACUGCCAAACUUAAUAACUUUUCUCGCUUGGAACCAACACUUCAUCUUCUGGGUGUGCAGUUUGAUCAGAAUGUGGCGCAAAACAUCAUCACAGAAAAGCCUGGGGCAGCAACGAAACUUGUAUACCAGCUGUACAUUGCUCUUCAGAGAAAGAAGAAAAGCGGACUGACCGGAGUGGAAAUGCAGACCAUGCAGCCCCUGGCCGGUAUGAGACUUCAAAACAUGAGAAGUGAGGCGUUUCGAGAGAGACUUAAAAUCCUGAUACCACGUCAAACUGAUUUCAAUCUGAUGCGAGUUUCAUACAGGUUUCAAGAAAAAUAUAGACGCAUGAGAGAAGAUCUUGCCCGUGAGCAUUCUGAGAAACUUGAAAGAAUGCAAAAACUCAACGAAGAGCAAAGAUGUUGUGAUAUUGAAAAGCAACGCUUAAGCAGAAGACGACAAAAUGAAAUAAUGGCCAAAAUCCAAGCAGCUAUCAUACAGAUUCCUAAACCUGCAUCAAAUCGUACUUUAAAAGCACUCGAGGCUCAAAAAAUGAUGAAAAAGAAAAAAGAUGCAGAGGAUGUAGCCAAUGAGAUUAAGAAGUUUGAAGCAUUAAUAAAAAAGGAUCUCCAGGCAAAAGAAAGUGCCUCCAAGGCUUCUGUAGACACAGCAGGCCAGAUGACAACUGACUUGUUGAACACUUGCUCAGAUGAUGACUACAUUAAGAAAAUCCAGAAGCGCCUAGAAGAAGAUGCUCUUGCACGAGAGCAGAGAGAGAAAAGACGGCGGAGACUGUUAAUGGACCAGUUAAUAGCACACGAGGCACAAGAGGAGGCUUACCGCGAGGAGCAGCUCAUUAACCGGCUAAUGCGCCAGUCCCAGCAGGAGCGCAGGAUUGCGGUGCAGCUCAUGCACGUUCGGCACGAGAAGGAAGUUUUAUGGCAAAACAGAAUCUUCAGAGAAAAACAAUAUGAGGAAAGACGACUGAAGGAUUUCCAGGAUGCACUUGAUCGAGAAGCGGCCUUGGCAAAACAAGCCAAGAUUGAUUUUGAAGAACAAAUCCUUAGAGAGAAAGAAAUUCAUGAACAGAUUGCUGUGGAAAGAGCUCAAGCUCGUUAUAAAAAGCAUUAUGCAGUAUGUGCAGAAAUCCUUGAUCAAAUACUUGAUUUGUCCACCAAAGUGGCAGACUAUCGAAUGCUGACAAAUAAUCUGAUUCCACAUAAGAUGAUGCACGAUUGGAAGGAACUGUUUUUCAAUGGAAAGCCCAUAUAUGAACAAGCCUCCAUUAAGCAGCUAGCUGCUAAGCCUACUGAAGAACAACUUGUAGAACUGGAGAAAAGGGAUUUGCUAGAUAGCAAGGACUAUGACGACUACAAGAACAUGGUUGGGGAGUGGGCCUUACCAGAAGAAAUGGCUGAUAAUCAACCACCUUCCAACAAUCAAAUAUUAGGCCAUGUACUUCACAGACUAAUUGAAAAAUCUCUCCCUCCUCAAGUUGAAUCAGCAGAGCCAGAAUUACUUUCAUCAGCUGUUAAGGGAUGCAUAUUGGGGAAAACGUUUAGUGGAAAAACUACCAUUCUACAGUCUCUACAAAAAGACUUUCCUGUUAAAGUACUUUCUAUUGACACUCUUGUCCAAGAAGCUAUCCAAGCCUAUCAUGACAAUGAAAAAGUCAGUGGGGACCAGCCAGUUCCACAAGAGGACAGGAAAGAAAACCAGCUCACUGUGCGGGCACAGCUUGGCGCAAAAUCAGAACAGUUGCUGAAGAAAGGAAAGAGUAUCUCAGACACGUUGCUUGUUAGCAUCAUGGUCAAUGCCAUUAAUGAGAUCCCUCUGUAUCAGGAUUGGCUCCUGGAUGGUUUUCCAAUGACACUCAAUCAAGCCCAGCUUCUGGAGGAAGCUCUCACAGGCUACAACAGAUACCUCCUGGAAGCCGAGGGAAAAGGAGCACAAGUCUCCACGCUGGCUGCUGACCCGACCACCUCCAAAGAAGCACCCCGGCCCGCUCCUACAUUUGACUUUGUCAUUUUAUUAGAUAUUGCAGAUAAUUCCUCACUGAGUCGUAUGAAUGACGUUAUGGCUGAAGAAUUUUCACGUGCAAUUUCUCAUGAAGACACCAGUCAACGAACAGCUGCUGAAAAUAAGCCUAAGGAAGGAGACCAUAAUUUAAGAGACCAGAUACAGCACAGAAUUAUAGGUUUCUUGGACAACUGGCCUUCAUUGGAAAGAUGGUUUUCAGAGCCAGAAAAUAUUUUGAUAAGAAUCAAUGCUGAGGUAGAUCAAAAGUCUUUAUAUCAAAGAGUAAGAGAAAUAUUUUCAACUGAAAUAGUGAAAAAAAAGAAUAAAGUUCAAAAGAAAUUGGAAGAAAAGGAAACUGAGAAAAAAGCCCCAGUGUCCGUGGCCCAGCCUCCACCCGCCACUCCUCCUCUCCUUGCUGAGCCAGAGAAGGAAGCUCAGCAGCAUGAAUCCGCAAAGACUCCCCCUGCAAAAGGAAAACCACAAUCAGGUUCUCCUAAAGGAAAACCCCCAGGAGGAAAAGUGCCAGUAAAGAAAUCACCUGUUGGAUCUACAGACGUAUCACCUACUCCAGUAGCACCCCCAUCAGCCAAGCCAGGAUCUGAGGAAUGGGUCUACGUGAAUGAACCAAUUCCUGAGGAAAUACCUUCAUUUUUGGUACCUUACUGGGAACUAAUAGAAAAUUCUUACAUAAACACCAUCAAAACCAUCCUUAGGCAUCUGAGAGAAGACCAGCAUGAUGUACUUACAUACUUAUAUGAAAUUACAACAAGUUUCCAGGAGUUUCUAAGGCGUCCCGAUCACAAGCAAGACUUUGUGGCUCAGUGGCAGGCCGAUUUCAACUCCUUUCCUGAUGACUUGUGGGAAGAUGAGGAAACAAAGGCUGAACUCCACCAAAGAGUGAAUGAUUUAAGAGACCGCCUAUGGGACAUCUGUGAUGCCAGGAAGGAAGAGGCUGAGCUCGAGCGGCUGGAUAUCAUCAACCAGAACUGGCUGCAGGACUCGCUGGGAAUAACGAUGAACCACUUCUUUUCACUGAUGCAGGCAGAACUGAACCGCUUCCAAGACACAAAGAGACUCCUUCAAGAUUAUUACAGGGCAAUGGAACACAAAAUUCCAAUAGAUGACAACAAGAGAUUCACGCGGAUCCCAUUGAUCCGACUGGAUAGUAAAGACGCUUCAGAAAACCAGCUUCGAAUUCCUCUAGUUCCUCGAAUAUCCAUUUCUCCAGAAUCAGCCGUGUCCAGGCCAAAAUUAAAAGCAAUAUUGAAGGGCAAGAUUGAUUAUUCACUUGAAAACGUGCAGACCAACUUUGAGGCAGAUGAGAAGCUGGUACUGGACACCUGGCAGCAGGCUUCUUUGGCGAUAUCUAACAUGGUGGCUGCUGAAAUUCACCAGAGGCUGAUAGAAGAAGACAAAGAAAAUCAAUCAGCAGAAUCCAAGGAGAAGUCUCCCCAGAUGAAUACGAACAAAAAAAUCAAAAAGGAAAAUGAGGCACACAGGAAUAAAAAGGAGGACAAACACGGGAAAGGGAAAUCACCACCUGUGGCUGAAGCUGCCCCUGUGGUGUUCACAGCAGAGGAAAUUGCUGAAAUCGAAAGGAAAAGUGAACUGAGGCUCAAAAUAAAGGAAGAACACCUUGCAGCCCUACAGUUUGAAGAGCUAGCGACCCAGUUUCGACUUGAAUUGAUAAAGGCCAAAGCAUUGUCUGUCCUUGAAAAUUUAAUAACAAAGGUGAUCGAUAUCUAUAAACUCAUGGAAAAAUGGCUUGGGGAGAGAUAUCUGAAUGAAAUGUCCAGUGUGGAAAAAUUAACUGAGGUGGCUCGCUAUCACAUUGAAACAGCCACAAAAAUUCAGAAUGAACUUUACUUAACCCAAGAAGAGUUCUUCAUUAAUGGCGAUGUAAAAGUCUUCCCAGAUCCACCCCUGCCGAAACGUCCUCCACCUGUAGAAAAGGAAGAAGAUGGUACCCUGACUAUAAAACAGCUUGACAAUCUUCGAGAACAGUUCUUAGACAUGGCACCUAAAGGGAUUAUAGGAAGUAAAGCAUUUACUGACAUUCUGCUUGAUUUGAUGACCUUUAACCUUGGAACAAACAACUUCCCUAGCAGCUGGAUGCACCUCACCCAACCUGAAUUGCAGGAGUUAACAUAUUUAUUAAUAGUAAACUCAGAGUUUGUGGACUGGCGGAAAUUCCUGUUAGUAACUGCAUUGCCUUGGCCCAUCCCUCUGGAAGAAGAGCUCCUGGAGACCCUGCAGAGAUUCAAGGCUAUGGAUGAGAAGCAGACGGGCACCGUCACUUUUGAGCAGUACAUGCAGGCUGGCCUGUGGUUUACUGGAGAUGAAGAUACAAAAAUUCCAGAAAAUCCUCUUGAACCCCUGCCCUUUAAUAGGCAGGUGCAUCUUAUAGAGUUUUUCUUUAGGCUCUUUGCUGACUAUGAGAUGGACCCACCCCAGCUGGACUACACACAAAUGCUGCUGUAUUUUGCUUGCCACCCAGAUCCCAUGGAAGGGGUCUACAGGGCCCUCAGUGUGGCCAUUGGAACUCAUAUCUUCCGAAAAGUUGAAGGUCCAGUCAUGAUAGCAGAAAAGACCUCCUCUGCUGACAUGAGCCCCAUCGAGGGCUAUGUGGAAACUGAAGAAAAUGCUGAAAGAGAGGAAAAGGACUUCACAGAGGAAAAGGAGGAAAAAGAUAGAAAGGAACCAGAUAUCCCUGAAAAUGCAAACACUGAAAAGAUUUCCAUGGAAACACUGCUGCGAGUGUUCCGAGGAGGGAGCGAAGUAAAGGAUGCCAACAGAUUCACCAGCCACCUUAAGACAGAAAACAUUUAUGCAGAGAGCUUCAUAAAAGUAUUUCAAGAACUAGAUACCAAGGACCUGGAGCUAAUUGAAAUUGCUGUACUCUUGAAGCAUCCUUUCAUCCAAGAACUGAUUUCAAAUUAUUCAGAUUAUAAACUCCCUGAUAUUAAAAUGAUUCUCCAACGGAGUGAGCAUGUAGCUGGAAGUGAUGGAGAGAGGUCGCCCUCAAGACUUACAGAGGAAAAGAAAUGAAAAAACAGUGCGGCUUUUAAAACAUAGUAAACAAACUUCUAAAACGCAAA
This is a messenger RNA of Ochotona princeps (American pika), 5373 nucleotides long. RefSeq names its product sperm flagellar 2 (gene SPEF2). Gene Ontology annotation, molecular function: protein binding. Gene Ontology annotation, cellular component: sperm midpiece; manchette. Lineage: Eukaryota; Metazoa; Chordata; Mammalia; Lagomorpha; Ochotonidae. Gene Ontology annotation, biological process: sperm axoneme assembly. The transcript has 34 exons. Bases 110 to 5323 code for a protein of 1737 amino acids. The record is from RefSeq and is a predicted model, not a curated record.